AUGCUGCCACAAACAGCCCUUUUGCUGCUACUGUCCCUGAACCUGGUUCAUGGAGGAUUUUAUGCUGAGCGAUACCAAACACCUACAGGCAUAAAAGGCCCACUACCCAACACUAAGACACAGUUCUUCAUUCCCUAUGCCAUAAAGAGUAAAGGUGUAUCAAUAAGAGGAGAGCAAGGUAUCCCUGGUCCCCCAGGCCCUGUGGGACCUCGAGGGCACCCGGGUCCAUCUGGACCACCAGGAAAACCAGGCUACGGAAGUCCUGGACCCCAAGGAGAGCCAGGAUUACCAGGACCACCAGGACCAUCCACCACUGGAAAGCCAGGUUUGCCAGGACUCCCAGGAAAACCCGGGGAGAAAGGACUAUAUGGACCCAAAGGAGAUAUUGGACCACCUGGUUUACCAGGACCACGGGGCCCACCAGGGCCACCUGGAAUCCCUGGCCCAGCUGGAAUUACUGUUCCAGGAAAACCCGGACAACAAGGACCUCCAGGAGCCCCAGGACCCAGAGGCUUUCCUGGAGAAAAGGGCACACCAGGAGUCCCUGGUGUGCAUGGACAGAAAGGGGAAACAGGAUAUGGUACUCCUGGACGCCCAGGUGAGAGGGGCCUUCCAGGCCCUCAGGGUCCCAUGGGACCACCUGGCUCUCCUGGAGUAGGAAAAAGAGGUGAAAAUGGGCUUCCAGGGCAGCCAGGCAUCAAAGGUGAUCGGGGCUUUCCAGGAGAGAGAGGACCAGCUGGCCCGCCAGGCCCCCAAGGUCCUCCUGGGGAACGAGGACCAGAAGGCAUUGGAAAGCCAGGAGCCCCUGGAGCCCCAGGCCAGCCAGGGAUUCCUGGGACAAAAGGUCACCCUGGGGCCCCAGGAAUAGCUGGGGUCCCCGGGGCUCCUGGCUUUGGGAAACCAGGGUUACCAGGCCUGAAGGGACAAAGAGGACCUAUUGGCCUUCCAGGGAGUCCAGGUGCCAAAGGGGAACAAGGCCCAGCAGGCCAUCCUGGGGAACCAGGUCUGACUGGACCCCCCGGAAACAUGGGACCCCAAGGACCAAAAGGCAUCCCAGGCAACCAAGGAAUUCCAGGCCCUAAAGGUGAAACAGGACCGGCUGGGCCUGCAGGACACCCUGGGGCUAAGGGAGAAAGGGGUUCCUCUGGGUUAGAUGGAAAACCAGGGUACCCGGGAGAACCAGGCACCAGUGGUCUUAAGGGAAAUCCAGGGCUCCCAGGCCCAAAAGGUGACCCUGGAGUUAAAGGACCUCCUGGUCUCCCAGGUCCUGUGGGCCCAGCAGGAGCUAAGGGAGUACCUGGACACAAUGGUGAGGCUGGUCCAAGAGGUGCCCCUGGAAUACCAGGUACCAGAGGCCCCAUUGGGCCACCAGGCAUUCCAGGAUUCCCUGGAUCUAAAGGGGAUCCAGGAACUCCAGGUCCUCCUGGCCCAGCUGGCAUUGCAACUAAGGGGCUUAAUGGUCCCACUGGGCCACCAGGGCCUCCAGGUCCGAGAGGCCACACUGGAGAGCCUGGCCUCCCCGGUCCCCCAGGCCCUCCAGGCCCCCCAGGCCAGGCAGCCCCGUCCGAGGGCUUUAUAAAGGCAGGCCAAAGGCCUCUUGUUAGUGCCAACCAGGGAGUAACGGGGAUGCCUGUGUCUGCGUUCACUGUUAUUCUCUCCAAAGCUUACCCAGCUAUAGGUAUUCCCAUCCCAUUUGAUAAGAUUCUGUAUAACAGGCAACAGCAUUAUGACUCAAGAACUGGAAUCUUUACCUGUAGGAUCCCAGGAACAUACUAUUUCUCCUACCACGUGCAUGUGAAAGGGAACCAUGUUUGGGUGGGCCUGUAUAAGAACGGCACCCCUGUCAUGUACACCUAUGAUGAAUACACCAAAGGCUACCUGGAUCAGGCUUCCGGGAGUGCCAUACUCGAUCUCACAGAAAAUGACCAGGUGUGGCUCCAGCUGCCCAAUGCUGGGUCAAAUGGGCUGUACUCCUCUGAGUAUGUCCACUCCUCCUUCUCAGGGUUCUUGGUGGCACCAAUGUGA
Molecule: messenger RNA, 2025 nt
Organism: Puma concolor (puma)
Lineage: Eukaryota; Metazoa; Chordata; Mammalia; Carnivora; Felidae
Gene: COL10A1
Product: collagen type X alpha 1 chain
Molecular function (GO): protein binding
Source: RefSeq, a predicted model, not a curated record